CUUCUAGUAAGUCAUCAAUACAAGCUUAUAACUCUCCACAUAUAUUUUGCGAUCAGAUAACUAAUUAAUCGAAAGAUGGACGGAAAAACUUUGAUUCUUAGUGUGCUCGUAAUGACUCUGUUCAUGGCACAAAUUCAAGUUGAGGCAAAGAGCUGCUGUCCUUCCUCCACAGCUAGAAAUAUCUAUAAUACUUGCCGUUUAGUGGGAGGUUCCAGGGAAAGAUGUGCAGUCCUCGGUGGCUGUAAAAUCGUUAAUGGGAAAUGUCCUAACGGAUAUACGAAGGACAUUCUCGAUAACACAGUUGAUGUUGUCAAUGAAUAUUGUAAGAUUGGGUGUGCAUCCUCUGUCUGCAGUGCUUUAACCACUCUCCAGUACUCAGAUGCAAGUGAAAUCGUAAAUGGAGCUGUUGAAAAAUGUGUCAUAGCAUGUUCUACGGUCUGCACCAAAGGCUCGAUGAAUGCAGUUGAAACUGCCUAGACAACCAUAUCCAUGAAGAUACCACGUACAUCUCAAGGCUAUGGGGGUAGUCAUACUUUGCAAUGUUGCUUUUCAUGUUUUCAAUAAUUUUUGUAUGUGACAAAAAAAUGUAGAAGGUUAUCGAUCCCUAGAUUGUAUAUGCCUUCUAUUUUCUAUUUAAAAAAAUAAAUAUUUGGUCUCCUGGAUUCCUGGAUUGUUGUAUGUGACAAAAAAAUAUAGAAGGUUGUCGAUUCCUGGAUUGUCUAUGCCUUCUAUUUUCUAUCUUAAAAAUAAAUAUUUGGUCUUCUUCUUUCUA
Camelina sativa (false flax) is the source of this 772-nucleotide messenger RNA. Its product is annotated as putative thionin-2.4. NCBI's taxonomy places the organism in Eukaryota, Viridiplantae, Streptophyta, Magnoliopsida, Brassicales, Brassicaceae. The record is from RefSeq and is a predicted model, not a curated record. Gene Ontology annotation, biological process: defense response.